AUGGCGUGCCUGGAGAAGAUUGGUUUCUUGCAUUUAAAAAAAAGGCAUAAUCUUUCAAUUAAGAAACCACAGCCGGUGGAACAUGCGAGAAAACAGGCAUGUAGCCCGUAUAUUAUAUAUCCCUACUUUAAUUUACUGGAACAGGCACUAACAGAACUUAAAUUACUAGACAGACCAUCUCACAUAUGGAAUGUCGACGAAACAAGCUUUUCAAAAGAUCCUUCUAAGUCAAAAGUAGUAGGAAUUAAAGGAUUUACUUCGACGAGAACAAUCGCUUCUCCUGGAAAGGAUAAUACCACCGUCCUAUUAGGUUGUAACGCUCUUGGAGAGAAAACUCCACCGCUAAAAGUGUUCAAGGGGAAAAAUGUAUGGGACGAAUGGACAACAGACGACGGGUAUCCUGGGACAGCAUAUGCGGCAACCAGUAAUGGCUGGAUGGAGACUGCGGUUUUCGAAAAUUAUAUCGAAAAAGUUUUUUUAAAAACAGUAGGAACAAAACGUCCCAUCCUUUUGAUAUUCGACGGGCACGCAACACAUGUUGGUAUAAACCUUAUUAAAAAGGCUAGAGAAGCUGAAAUUACAAUUUUAAAAAUACCUCCCCAUACCAGCCAUCUUUUAUAA
This is a messenger RNA of Parnassius apollo (apollo), 621 nucleotides long. NCBI's taxonomy places the organism in Eukaryota, Metazoa, Arthropoda, Insecta, Lepidoptera, Papilionidae. The record is from the annotation of a GenBank genome assembly.